This is a messenger RNA of Orbicella faveolata, 3946 nucleotides long. RefSeq names its product ABC-type oligopeptide transporter ABCB9-like. NCBI's taxonomy places the organism in Eukaryota, Metazoa, Cnidaria, Anthozoa, Scleractinia, Merulinidae. Gene Ontology annotation, biological process: transmembrane transport. Gene Ontology annotation, cellular component: membrane. Gene Ontology annotation, molecular function: ATP binding; ATP hydrolysis activity; ABC-type oligopeptide transporter activity. The record is from RefSeq and is a predicted model, not a curated record.
UUGAGUUUCCGUCUGUUGUUCUACCCAUGCCAGGAAUGUGAUAAUGUUAGAACACCUUGUUCUCCAAUAGCCCAAUUUAUAUAUUGUUUUAGAAUUUUAUUUUAUGGACAUUUGUUUUUACAUAUAUUGGGAUAUUUUCUCUCGGAUACGGAUUAUUUCCAAAAUUUACCUGGAUUAUGGAUUAUUCCUCCCCCCUCCCCCAGAAAAAACUAGGGCCUCACGUCUGCCUCACACUUUUGGCGCAUGGCAGAAGAAGCUUCUUUCCCCAGUCUCACUCAGCGUCUUCAAAGACUCGCUCCAGAGCUUUCGACCGUGCGCGUUCUGAAAAGGUGCCACAGCUGAGUUUUCCCCUACUAGAGGUUCCUUUGUGAAGUCGUGUAAAGCUACAGGGCAAAAAAUACUGCUGAUAUAAAGAGUCACACUUCAGGCACGUGUAAAACGCGUUUAUAGUAACCUGAGAAUCAUCUGACCAUUGGACAAUUCAAAGUGAAAUGACGAAGACGCAAACGAUUUGUCCGUGUAACGACAACGUGUGAUGACUUGUUCGGUUCACCGGGUCGUUCACCGGCAAAUUAGAUAUGGCGAGUUGUUUCCGUUCCCGUGGUUUGGCAAAGCCUCUCAUAUUUUGCACAUUAUGCGCCAUUGCGGACUUCUUACUAUCAGGUGUGUUGCUAAUUCGUGGCAGGGACAUUUCUACAUUUAAUCAACGUUUACAAAUCGACGAAUUCAAAUUUUGUUCGUCCAGUUUUGAUUUGUGGAUCCUGUCGUUGGUUCGAUUAUGUACAUUAUUGGGUGCCUCUUUUGGGGUGCUGUUCGCCAAACGCAAAAUGGACGCAGUUUCCAGGAUCAAUAACCUCAAGAAGCCUUGGCUUUAUUGUGGUAUCGCAGUCGUGGUCUUCGUUGUGGGAAAGUUUCUUCUGAGCACAGAAUGUAGCUUGGACAGCAACCCCAAGAUUUGGCUGUGGGCUUUCAUGGGAUGGACUGUAGGCAGUACAGUAAUGGCAUAUGGUCUGUGGUUCCUGCUUUGUAAACUCAAAUUCAUUGGCAUGUCUACAGAACAAGAAAUUGGCUCAAUACAAGAACGAGAGAGCCUGCUUCAUGUUGAUGAUUUUGACGAUUCAGAUGAUAGAGCAUCUAGUGAUGAAAACCCCACUAAGAAGGAGAAAGAAGGUAACAUUUCUGCUUGGAGACUUCUGUCCUAUUGUAAACCAGACAUCCCUUACAUUUCUUUGGCAUCUUUGUUUCUUUUGCUAGCAGCAACUGGUGAAAUCUUUAUUCCCUAUUACACUGGAGAAGUUAUAGACAGCAUUGCAAUUGAGAAAAACAAGGCUAAAUUUAUGACUUCUAUUCUUAUCAUGACACUGAUUUCACUGGGUACAGCAAUUGCCACUGGUUUACGAGGUGGUUUGUUUACACUGAUUGCUGCAAGGUUUUCCAAAAGAAUCAGCAACUUUUUGUUUGCUUCAAUUGUAAAACAGGAAAUUGGAUUCUUUGACAAUACAAAGACCGGAGAGGUAGUCUCGCGUCUGACCUCUGACACAACAAAAAUGUCAGAUCAAGUUGGAUUGAACAUAAAUGUUUUUCUUCGUAACUGUGUCCAAUCCACUGGAACAUGUGUCUUUAUGUUUAAACUUUCAUGGAAGUUAAGCAUUGUUACGUUAAUUGGCCUCCCUCUUGUUGCAUUUAUCUCUGAAAUUUUCGGAAAUUACUUCAAAAAACUUUCAACACAAGUACAAGAAGCAACUGCCAAAGCAAAUGAAAUUGCAGCAGAAGUAAUUUCUUCAAUGAAGACUGUGCGAAGCUUUGCUAAUGAAGAUGGUGAGUACAAACAUUAUGAGAACAAACAAGAAGCUAUAUAUCGACUCAAAAUGAAGGAAUCAUAUCUCUAUGGAGGCUACAGAUGGUGCACAGAAAUCCUUACACUUACCCUUGACGUUGUGGUUCUGCUUUAUGGUGGCCAUUUGGUACUUGAAGGAGAACUUAGUGGAGGAAACCUUGUGUCAUUCAUAUUGUACCAAUUGCAGCUUGGCUUCUACAUCAGUGAAAUUGGAGAUAUUUAUACAGGUCUUCUGGAAGCGGUGGGUGCUUCUGAGAAGGUAUUUGAGCUCAUUGACCGAAAACCUAAAAUCCAGAACAAUGGUAUUGUCAACCCCAGUGAAGUUUUAGGUGAAGUCAGGUUUGAAAAUGUGUCAUUUGCAUACCCCACAAGACCAAAUAUUUUAGUUUUAGACAAAGUAUCUUUUAGUGUGACACCUGGUGAAGUGAUUGCUCUUGUCGGUCCAAGCGGUGGUGGAAAGAGCACUUGCAUAAGUCUUCUAGAACACUUCUAUGAACCAACUUCUGGAGAAGUUCUGAUUGAUUCUAUCCCUGUGAGGAAUUUUGAGCACAAGUAUCUGCACAGCAAAGUUGCCUUGGUUGGGCAAGAACCCGUUCUUUUUGCCAGAUCAAUCAAAGAAAACAUUGCGUAUGGUCUUGGGAAUGGUGGCAACAUUGAUCAAACUUUAGUAGAACGUGUGUCCCAUCUUGCCAAUGCACAUUCUUUUAUCAGUGAUAUGUCAGAGGGUUAUGACACUGAAACUGGGGAAAAGGGUCUGCAGCUAUCGGGUGGGCAAAAGCAAAGAGUUGCCAUUGCUAGAGCAUUGGCGCGAAAUCCACGAAUUCUCCUUCUUGAUGAAGCAACUAGCGCCCUUGAUGCAGAGAGUGAACAUCUUGUCCAGGAUGCAAUUUACAAGAAUUUAGCUGGCCACACAGUAUUGAUAAUUGCUCAUCGCUUGAGUACCAUAGAGAAAGCAGAUAAGAUUGUGGUUAUUGACCAAGGUAGAGUCAUUGCACAAGGCAAGCAUAGAGAGCUUGUGGAACAGAAUGGACUAUAUUCAAAGCUUGUGAAGCGCCAAAUAUUAGGUCUUGAAAAAAGGAAUUGUUCAAGUGACAAUACACAGCGGCUGGGACUUACACACAGGGAUCAUUCUGAUUCAGAUGGUGACAGUAGCAGUUCUGACCUUUCUUCUAGUCCACGUAUUUCAGCUUUGUCUAAACAUUAAUCAGGCUAUGGCAGGGGUUUCAUUAAGGGCUGGGCAUGGGGCAAAUAGACCGACUGUGAGGACCAUUUUGCUCCCCUGGUUUGACCAUCUAGGGGAAAGUUUUUUUUUUAUAUAAAGAAGUUUUAUCCACCUGUGAAAUCCAGUUGCCCUCCUGCUGAUAACUUUAAUGAGACCCCUGCUUAUGGUAGUAAUAAGGGCUGUUGCCAAAAAAAAUUAUGACUGAGCCAGUGUUAUAUACCAGUAUUUGUUUAUUUUUUAUUUUAUGCUAGCAGUGGCUUACUUUCCCCCUUCAAAAUAACAACAACAAAAACAAAAAAAAAACGACUGAGACUUGCUUGUUACUAGCUGCCACCUUGGUAAUGACUGACUUAGUAAUUUAAUCCUUUAGGUUCUUAGUUGGAGAACAAGUUAAGAGUUAGCAAGAUUUCGAACUUACCAAUGUUAACAGCCAACUGUAAAAUUCAUGUGGACCAGCUUAAACUUUCACUACAGUUGACAAUAUUUAGAUCCUCUGACUGAGGACUUACUUCUAGCUGUGUAUGGCAGCUUGUUGAUGUUCUCUGAUAUUGUAAAGUACCUUUGAACAUUAGAAUUCUGGUACUAUAAAAAUCUUUUAUUAAAUUAUAUAUAGUUAAUAAGAAUAUUAUUAUUAUUAUAUUAUUAUUUAAUCCCUUUCAUGACGAUUGUCUACUCUUGUUCUUUGGCUAAAAAUCCUUAAAGGCUUUGCAUUCUGACUGAGAUAAUUCAUAGUACAUUUGUAUUAAUUAAUUUAUUGGUCUCAUGACAAGUUCUGUGAACUUUGAUCAGAGUGCAAAGCCUUAAAGGAACUACAUCACAGUUUGCACAUCUUGAAAAGUUUAGUCUAAAUUAGUCUAAAUAAAAAGCUUUUAUUAUAUUAUAUAUAG